AUGGUCGGCGCGUCCAAGACCAGAAGAGGGUGUCAGCAAUGUUUGGUGCGGAAGAUCAAGUGUGACGAGGCACGACCUGCCUGUGGAAGCUGUGUCAAGUACAAUACGCGGUGCCCUGGCUACCAACAGCGCGGCCUCAAGUUGUUUGUGGCUGGGAAGCACGCGGUGAAACCACGCGGGAGGCAACAGCAGUUGUCGUCGGUUGUGCAAGUUGGACCACCACACCCGGAUUCCGAUCCCUCUGUACCAGGAACCGAGCAAACAGUAAUCGUGCUGAGUCAUACUGCUGUCGGAGGACGUCGUCGGCAGGAGAGCAGGAAUAAGCCCCGGGCUCCCCAGCCAGUCACGGCGCUCGAAAAGCUACAGGCCGCUGUGGUUCGGAAACACAAGGUCCUGGGCGCGCCGCGGCACAACACGACGCUAUUCGUGGGUGCUUUGGUAGAAUCCAUGUACUGCGCCCUGCCUCGGGACGAAGAAUUUCUGCCAGAUAUCUGGAAUGGCGCUGCUGCUGGAAUGCAUCGAUCGCCGGCUUUAAUGACUGCUCUGUGCGCAAUUGGCAGUCAUCUGCUCUUGUAUUUCGACGACAUGACCACAACUUUGAGCAGAUUUUAA
Messenger RNA from Pestalotiopsis fici W106-1, 612 nucleotides. RefSeq lists its product as uncharacterized. The transcript is spliced from 2 exons. NCBI's taxonomy places the organism in Eukaryota, Fungi, Ascomycota, Sordariomycetes, Amphisphaeriales, Sporocadaceae. Gene Ontology annotation, biological process: regulation of DNA-templated transcription. Gene Ontology annotation, molecular function: DNA-binding transcription factor activity, RNA polymerase II-specific; zinc ion binding. Bases 1 to 612 code for a protein of 203 amino acids. The record is from RefSeq and is a predicted model, not a curated record.